AUGUCAUCGCCUUAUGAUCAACGCGGCUCUUCUCGCCGCCGUCACGGAGUGUGGAGCCAUUGGGUUCCUCUAGUCGUGACCGUCACAGUAGCCACGGUUGGUGUCGCAGCAUGGAUAUGGAGCCAGCGCAACAAUGAGGAAGAGGAGGAUGCCGCCGCCAUCCCGCAGGACCUCGACUACGAGAACGCAGACUACGGCGACAACCCACCUUACGGCGCCAGCGGUGACUCGAGGCGCGCGCCUUCCUAUGCCGAUGGCGACUUGCGACCGGGUGAAGAAGGUUAUGGCACAACACAGGGCGGCCCCCAGAUGGCCGAUGCGACAGGAUCGACUUGGGGCUCACGUAUGUCCGGCGCACUCCGGCGCACACCCAGCCCGCAACAAUUCCUCGACAAGGCCGGCAAAACCGUAGCCGCCGGAGUCGCAGCGGCUGGCACGGCCGUUGGCAGUGCGCUCGCAGCCAUAAGAGAGGAGGACAAGACGGCGUUUGCUGAUCACGAGACAUGGUCGGAGGAGGCCGAGGCGAAGAAAGAGCGCCCCUCGGAGUCGCAGUCGAGGGAACCAGGCAAGCGAAGAAGGACGGUAGCCAUUGUGGUCUCUGCAGACUCUGCGCUUGAAGAUAUUGACGAGGAUGGAUAUCAUGAGCAUGCUUCCAUUCUAUCGCACAUUCCCAAGCACAACGACUUUACGAAGAUCAAGCUGUUUAUUCUCAUCUACUCUCCUGGACUGAAGGAAGCAGCAGGAGACACAACAGGCAAUCUUCCUCCGCCCUCUCUUAGCUCUUCUUUCUCUAACAUUGGUCAUGACCAAGCGCAAACCCCCGGUGACGAGAACAAGAGUCCUCUGUAA
Molecule: messenger RNA, 849 nt
Organism: Phaeoacremonium minimum UCRPA7
Lineage: Eukaryota; Fungi; Ascomycota; Sordariomycetes; Togniniales; Togniniaceae
Product: putative peroxin 22-like protein
Exons: 2
Coding region: 1-849 (282 amino acids)
Source: RefSeq, a predicted model, not a curated record